UAUAUAUAUAUAUAUAUAUAUAUAUUUUUUACCAUCCUUGGAUAUCACUUAGCAAUUAUCCUCCAUGAUAGAAUUAAAUAUACACAUUAGCUCAUGCAAAACACCAUAAAAUAUGGCAAAAGGGAUACCUGUACUAUCUGUUGUCAGGGUGGUUGUUGCGGCAUGUACCGCCCUCCUUCCUUAAGGUAUAUCCUCAAGAAAAUACAAAAUAAAAAGCAUGAAAAAAUAUUAAAAAUACCAAUAUUCCCGCAGACUGUUUGAUUGGACAUAUCUUCCAAAACGUCAAUUUCUCCCAAUUUGUAAGAAUCUCCAUGAAGUGAAAUCUUUACUAAAAAAAUUAGCACGUAAAGGAGUCGGAGUCGCUCAUAUUUUUACCGACUCCGACUCCGACUCCGACUCUGACUCCAAUUCCGACUCCGACUCCGACUCCGACUCCGACUCUGACUCCAAUUCCGACUCCGACUCCGACUCCGACUCCGACUCUGACUCCAAUUCCGACUCCGACUCCGACUCCGACUCUGACUCCAAUUCCGACUCCGACUCCGACUCCGACUCCGGCCAAAAGUAGCCGACUCCUCGACUCCUCGACUCCGACUCCGACUCCGACUCCACACCCCUGGAAAAAACCACGAAACUGUAAUAUUUUGAUGUUAUUUUUAUAAUGAAAUCUGUAUGUGUAAACUGACGAUAUAAUUUAAGUUAAAUAACAGUUUUGCUUACUAAAAUGAGGAAAUUGAAAAAACACGACAUUGUGCAAUAUGAAUGCAGAUUACAACACCGUGUAUUGUACAGUAGUGGUUAUUCUCUCGGACCCAAUGUACCCCCUGAAAAGUGCAAAUGUACCCCUGGGGGUACAUGUACCCCAGGUUGGGAACCCCUGCUCUAAGCCCUGAUUAAUAAAAGAAAAAUUAGCAUGAAUGUAACAUAUUUUAACCCAUCCGCUGCAAUUGGCACGGAUUUGGCUUUCAGUGGUAGCUUAGUAACAUAUGCUCCCAGGUCUCUCUGGCUCUGUGGUGGAUAGUGGAGUGUUUCCCAUGUGGUAUUGGUAUACAGGAUAUCCCCUCCCAAGGUGCAUGACUUACAUUUUUCUUCAUUGAAUUUUAGCAGCCACUUUUUGUUCCAUUCCUCUAUCUUGGUGAUGUCUUCUUGCAGGAAAUCCCCAGUCAAGGGGUUAAUGUCAGUUGUAAAUCAUCAUUAUAUCCUAUGGAGUAUCAUUUUCUUGUUUGGUUGUGUGUGUGUGUGUGUGUUCCCCUGCAGAGCCUGACGGUUGGCCAGGUGCUGCUGGGCUGUGUGUUGGAGGAGAGGGACUAGGAGCUGGUGGUGAGUCUGCCCCAUAAGCUGGUGGGCAGCAUCAGCCUGGCAAACAUCUCUCGGCCCUACACGGCUCCUCUGUCCAAGCUGAAGGAUGAUGAGGAGGGGGAGGAGGAAAUCCAGGCCCUGCAGGAGCUGUAUCAGCCAGGCCAGCAUGUGGUGUGCAGUGUGGUGUCCAUCGAGAAGGUCAACAACAUGACCUGGGCCUCUCCGGUGCCCAAUGCUGCCAGACUUCAACAUACUGCCUCCUGCACCAACCAGUAACCUUCAGUCCUCCUCUCCCUCCCUGUCCACAGUGAGUCUCACACUAAUGCCCAAUGAGGCGAACUUUGGCAUCUCAGCAUCGUGCCUGGAGAAGGGUCUGGUGCUGCCCUGUGCUGUGGCCAGCCUGGAGGACAAGGGCUAUGUCAUGGACACAGGCAUUCCCAAGAUCAAGGCAGCGUUCCUCAAGAGGGAGGACACGGAUAAGGCUCCAACCCUGGACCUAAGCCACACCACCAAUUUGGCACUCCUGCUCGCGGGCACUGCCGUCAACACUACCAUCUCAAAGGCGGGGCUGAAUGGUGUGGUGAGCCCCCCGCACCUGGCCCAGCCCUUUGACCGGCUGCAGCAGUACGGCCUCGGAGGCAGCGUGAGGGGCAGGGUGCUGUACGUCAUGCCCCUCAGCAAGGUGGUUCAUCUCACCCUCCAGAAGAAUGUCUGCACCACGGGCCUUGCCAAGGACCCCAGGGAUGGACAUGAGAUUGGAGACAUCGUUCAAGAGGCGGAGAUCUACAAGUCCUCGCCCAGUGGCAUAUUCCUGAGUUUAGGCGGCAAGGCUCGAGGGUUUUGCUCGGCCAACCACAUUAGCGACAACACCAAGGUCCUCAUGCACAUCAACCGAGACUUCCGGGUGGGCAAGAAGGUCCCGUGUCGCCUCCUCAAGUACAACCACAUGGACCAACUCUUCAUUGUCACACUGCAGAAGUCUGUCUUCGAGCGGCAGUUCAUUGCCUACAGUGAGCUGCAGCCCGGGCAGGUUGUGCAGGCCACCGUCAACAGCUACGACAGCAACGGCGCACGGCUGGCGGUGAGCAAGCUGAUGAGUGGCCACGUGCCCUCACUGCACCUCACGGACGGCCCCAUGAAGCACCCCGAGCGAAAGCACAUCGUGGGGGACCAGGUCACCGCCAGAGUGCUCAAGGUCAACUCCAAGAGACAGCACCUUCUCCUGACCCUCAAGUCCCAGCUGGUUACAGCCAAGGAGCUCAUUCUUACCGAGUACUCGCAAGAGGCGGAGAACACACUCACCAUCAGCUACGUCAUCAAGGUGCUGCCGCAGGGCCUCCUCGUGAAACGACGUGAAAAUGACAUGAAAGGCUUCGUCCCCAGGUCGCAGGUCGGCAUUGAGUCGGGCAUGAGUCUAGCCUCGGCAUUCCACGAGGGACGAGUCUUUCGCUGCAGGGUCCUCAAGGUGUCCCCCGAGAAGCAGAACAUCACCCUCAGUCUCCUGGUUGACGAGGACGUUCAGCCAUUGAGUAGGGCGCCCAAGUCAGCGAGGAAGGUUGAGGUGCGAGCAAGAGUCAGGUGUGUGGUGGACGAGGUGAGGACGCACGCUAUCACAGUCACUGUCCUGCCCCACAACGUCGAGGCUUCCAUACCUGUUCACCACCUCUCGGAUGACCCGAGCAAGUGCCAGCUGCUGAUGGAGGUGCUGAAGGAAGGGGACGAGAUCAUGAAUGCCGUGGUGUUCAGCAAGGUGCCCGGCUCACCCGUCACCCUCACUCUCAAAAAUUGAGAAGGAUGCCUCUCAGGAUAAGGCCAAAGAGGGGGUGGAGCAAGGGGCCGACAGCUCUCCCAGCGAGGACAGCCGCGAGGAGAUGAAGGCCAGUGAGGGUGAUGAGGUGGAAGGUGAGGUGAGCGGUGCCAAGCCUUGCCUCACACUGGGAACAGGCUUUGUGUGCGAAGUUCCCGACACGCCGAAGUUCAUGGACUCCUCAGACGGUGAGGACCAAGACGUGCCAAAGAAGAAAGAGAGGAGAAUGCGGAAGUCAGAAAUAAUAGCCCAGUCCAAGGAGGAGGAGCAACAGUUCUCGCGGCUGGAGGAGGGGCGGGCGCUCGCCACAGUCAGCCAUGGACUUUGAGACCAUGCUCCAGGGUAGUCCAAACUCAUCAGCCGUGUGGAUACAGUUCGUCAGUUUCCACCUUGAGAGUGCCGAGGUGGACAAGGCCAAGGCAGUGGCACGGCGAGCCCUGCAGGUGAUGGACGCACAGGAGGAGGAGGAGCGCCUCAACGUGUGGACAGUGCUGCUGAGGCUGGAGGUGCUCUACGGCGGACCAGAGUCUGUGGCCGAGGCGUACCGGGAGGCGCUGGCCACUAACGACCAGCUCAAGGUCCACCUGGCCAUGGCCAUGGUAUAUGCUGAGAGCGAGAAUCCCUGGUAACAUACACUCCCAGGUCUUUCUCUGCCUCUGUGGUGGAUAGUGCAGUGUUUCCCAUGUGGUAUUGGUGUGCUGGAUAUCCCUUCACUGGUAGCCUGGUAACAUACACUCCCAGGUCUUUCUCUGCCUCUGUGGUGGAUAGUGGAGUGUUUCCCAUGUGGUAUUGGUGUGCUGGAUAUCCCUUCACUGGUAGCCUGGUAACAUACACUCCCAGGUCUUUCUCUGCCUCUGUGGUGGAUAGUGGAGUGUUUCCCAUGUGGUAUUGGUGUGCUGGAUAUCCCUUCACUGGUAGCCUGGUAACAUACACUCCCAGGUCUUUCUCUGGCUCUGUGGUGAAUAGUGGAGUGUUUCCCAUGUGGUAUUGGUGUGCUGGAUAUCCCUUCACUGGUAGCCUGGUAACAUACACUCCCAGGUCUUUCUCUGCCUCUGUGGUGGAUAGUGCAGUGUUUCCCAUGUGGUAUUGGUGUGCUGGAUAUCCCUUCACUGGUAGCCUGGUAACAUACACUCCCAGGUCUUUCUCUGGCUCUGUGGUGAAUAGUGGAGUGUUUCCCAUGUGGUAUUGGUGUGCUGGAUAUCCCUUCACUGGUAGCCUGGUAACAUACACUCCCAGGUCUUUCUCUGCCUCUGUGGUGGAUAGUGGAGUGUUUCCCAUGUGGUAUUGGUGUGCUGGAUAUCCCCUCCCAAGGUGCAUGACUUUACAUUUUUCUUCAUUGAAUUGUGGCUGCCACUUUUUGUUCCAUUCCUGUAGCUUGGUGAUGUUGUAGAAAAUCUGCAGUCAAGGGGUUAACUCUAUCUUAUGUCCUUAGCAAUAGCCUUCAAUAAGCUUCUGGUGCUAAUGGCGUUGUGUCC
Messenger RNA from Eriocheir sinensis (Chinese mitten crab), 4581 nucleotides. RefSeq names its product protein RRP5 homolog. The record is from RefSeq and is a predicted model, not a curated record. The transcript is spliced from 12 exons. Gene Ontology annotation, biological process: rRNA processing. Gene Ontology annotation, molecular function: RNA binding. NCBI's taxonomy places the organism in Eukaryota, Metazoa, Arthropoda, Malacostraca, Decapoda, Varunidae. The coding region runs from base 1532 to 3088 and encodes 518 amino acids. Gene Ontology annotation, cellular component: small-subunit processome; nucleolus.